CGCUGGCUGCCGCCUCGGCUCUUCUUCUGAGUCGCUGCCCGCUGGGGCCCUCACCCACAUCCUCCGCCGGCGAUGAAGCCCCUCAUCCCCCAGUCCCUCCACGCCGCCGUCGACCGCCGCUGGCUGCUCCCCCUGGCCGUCGGCUCCGCGCUCUCGCUCCUCCUCCUCGUCGCCCUCACCACCUUCCCCCUCCCACUCCCCUCCUCCUCCUCCUCGGCCGCCUCCGCCCUCUUCGUCGAGCACAAGCUCGCCCCCACCCCGCCGUCCCCAUCCGGCGCCGAGCUCCCCCGCAUCGCCUUCCUCAUCUCCGGGUCCGCGAGGGACGCCUCCGCUCUCCGCCGCGUCCUCCUCGCGCUCUACCACCCCAGGAACCGCUACAUCCUGCACCUCGAUGCCGAGGCCCCCGACUCAGACCGGAGGGACCUCGCCGCCGGCCUCGCCGCCCACCCGGUCCUCGCGUCCGCUGCCAACGUACGCGUCGUCGACCGCGCCAACCUCAUCACCUACCGCGGGCCCACCAUGGUCGCCAGCACGCUCCACGCCGCCGCCGCCUUCCUGUGGGGCCACGCAGGCGCCGGCGGCUCCGACUGGGACUGGUUCAUCAACCUCUCCGCCUCCGAUUACCCGCUCGUCACGCAGGAUGAUCUGAUACACGUCUUCUCCAAGCUGCCGCGUGAUCUCAACUUCAUCGACCACACCAGCGACAUCGGAUGGAAGGAGUUUCAGAGGGCCAAGCCCGUGAUCAUUGACCCCGGUCUCUACAUGAAGAAGAAGGCUGAUGUGUUCUGGAUACCGCAGAGGCGGAGCGUGCCGACAGCCUUCAAGCUCUUCACUGGUUCUGCUUGGAUGGCACUGUCAAGGCCCUUUGUGGAAUACUGCAUAUGGGGCUGGGACAACCUACCUCGCACAGUGCUCAUGUACUACUCCAAUUUCAUCUCCUCGCCAGAAGGCUACUUCCACACCGUGGUCUGCAACGCCGAGGAAUUCAAGAACACGACCGUGAACCAUGACCUGCAUUACAUCUCAUGGGACAACCCUCCAAAGCAGCAUCCGCACUACCUCACGGUCGAAGAUUUGGACAGGAUGGUUGCUAGUGAUGCCCCUUUUGCUCGGAAGUUCCAUGCAGAUGACCCGGUGCUAGAUAAGAUAGACGAGGAGAUCUUGUCCCGUGGUGCAGACAUGCCAACCCCUGGAGGCUGGUGCGCAGGAACACAAGAGAACGGGAGCGACCCUUGCUCUGUCAUAGGCGACACCAGUCUCCUUCAGCCUGGCCGUGGAGCGGUGCGGCUGCAGCGGCUGAUCACGUCGCUGCUGUCAGAGGAGAAGUUCCACCCAAGGCAGUGCAAGUAGGGCGUGAUGCCUCUGACCCACCAAAUCUGAGCUAUAUAUGAACAUACACGCAUGGUCUGCUGCCGGUGGCGAUGCAUACAUGGUUUGUUCUGACGUGUAGGUCGUCGCCGUUUUGUUAGGCAGCUGCCAUUUAACAUGUACCAUGUUGCCGUUGUACUACCACAUUAGUAGUCAUCUAUCUGUAGAGCCUGUUGUAUCUCCACUCCACAUGUAGUACUUUAUCAUCCAAGGUAUGAGCCUGGACACCUGGUUAUCAUCAAUAUAUUUCAGUGUAACUUUAGCUGUCAAUUACAUUA
Panicum hallii is the source of this 1646-nucleotide messenger RNA. RefSeq names its product beta-glucuronosyltransferase GlcAT14A-like. The coding region runs from base 73 to 1350 and encodes 425 amino acids. Gene Ontology annotation, cellular component: membrane. Gene Ontology annotation, molecular function: glucuronosyltransferase activity. The record is from RefSeq and is a predicted model, not a curated record. The transcript has 4 exons. Lineage: Eukaryota; Viridiplantae; Streptophyta; Magnoliopsida; Poales; Poaceae.